AUGAGUUUCCGGCGUACUAUGGGUGCGCUGCUCUCGGUAUUCUGGGUAUGUGCCGAUCGGUAUGACGACUUUGUGCGGAACCAACCUCCAAGCAACAGGCUCUCGAGGGAGAACUGGAGUCAUCUUCAGCGGUGGGUUAGGAACGUCGUUAAGCUGACCGACCCGCAAGAGCCCGAUGCUGUCGAUGCGAUGCUUUGCUUCAUGUCGAUACAUGACUUGGGUAAGAUGAAGGACUUCAGAGAGGAGUUGGCUCCAGGAUAUCAGGACCACGAUGCUGGUCUGUCGUACAUCCUGAGCAGGUCGCCUGAGGUGCUCCCGAGCUACUGUCGUCUUCCCGACAAGUACCAGCUCUUGAUCGAGACUUCUCUGAAGGUGGAUUUCAACUUUGGUCAAUUUCUACAAGCUGAGAACCUGCCCGCGAACAUCAAGAAUGUGAAGUCGUUGCUUGGGAAUAAGGGCGAUGUUGCUCUAGCUUUCUACCUCUUCCAUAUCUUCGCGGAUAUGGCCGGCAUUAUGGGAGCUAAGAGCCUUGAUGGAAGUAUGUUCAUGACAGAAACCAUGUUCAACAACUUCAAGAAGGGUCUUACUACUCUGCAGCUGCUAACGCACGAGACGAUGAAUGACACCUACGACUCCUUCUUGAAACUGCGUGCCAAAGAGCAGGGUCUUGCAUUCCAGACUCCGACUGACAGGGCGAUCAUCAG
This is a messenger RNA of Perkinsus marinus ATCC 50983, 704 nucleotides long. RefSeq lists its product as hypothetical. The transcript has a single exon. The annotation marks the transcript as partial. The record is from RefSeq and is a predicted model, not a curated record. NCBI's taxonomy places the organism in Eukaryota, Perkinsozoa, Perkinsida, Perkinsidae.